Molecule: messenger RNA, 621 nt
Organism: Oppiella nova
Lineage: Eukaryota; Metazoa; Arthropoda; Arachnida; Sarcoptiformes; Oppiidae
Source: the annotation of a GenBank genome assembly
AUGUUUCAGAAAAUAUGCGAAUUCGAGCAACAAAUAUUACAAUCAAUUGCCCAGGGUAGACACUUAGUGAAUGAGACAUUGAAUAACAAAAGUACAAAACCAGACCCUCUGACCACUCUAUGGUCAUCGACGGCACUGGUAUUGUCGCAAUACGUUGAAAAGCGCCGUAUGGUCUACACGAGGGACGGGUGGAGUGUAAUGAUGAAGAAAUUAACAAAUUUAGAGUUUAAGUUAGAAAUUGGUGACGAAAAGUAUAUGCCCGCAUAUUUUGGUCACCCCAUCAAUAAGUGCCAAAAUUGGGGUAAAUGUGGGGAUCGCGUGGAUAGGAGGCAAAAACUGUUCAAAAUUGAAUUGAAGGAAGUUAUGAAUAAAAUGGAUCACAAGUCUAAGGAAUACAAGAAUUUCUUCAUUAAUAAUAUAAACAGCGGACAAAACAGUGAAACUGAAAGCCUUAAGGAUAUUGAAUUGGGUUUCAUAAAAGACAUGUUUGUAGUGAUGAGUGUAUUCUUUGGGUUUAUUACCUUGCUUAAAUGCGAGACAUUAGUGAAGGUAUACAUCCGGCGCUGCAUUGAAGUCCAGCCCCACCUGAACGCCAUAAUAGGGACCAGUUAUGAGUCGGCC